Molecule: messenger RNA, 2340 nt
Organism: Trichobilharzia szidati
Lineage: Eukaryota; Metazoa; Platyhelminthes; Trematoda; Strigeidida; Schistosomatidae
Source: the annotation of a GenBank genome assembly
AUGCCCCACAUCGAUAAAUACAUGAAUCUGCCUAUUUCACAUCAUAAUGAAGCAUCUGAAUACACAACACAAUACAGUAGUAAUAAUGAAAAAACCAUGACUAUCCUCAUGAAUCCAUCAAAACAAUGGAGUUAUACGGAACAAAUACCUCCUGUGGGCAGCAACAAAAUGGCUGUAAAAUUAAGUCAGAUUAUGAAACAAUUAUCGCGAAAAAUGUGCAGACAAUUACUACUUCCCAGUGAAUAUACAGAAUUGAAAUCUGUACCACAAUUAGAAAAAUCUCUAAAUGUCGCCAGGUCUAUUUCAAAUAGAGUUUUAUACGCUAAAUUCAACAGAAGUAAUCAACCGGAGGAACAAAAGAAGCGGAAAAAUUUGAAAGAAGAAGCCUAUGAAAACAGUGAUGAUAAUAUUGACGAGAAUAUUAUUGAUGAGUACCAGUAUAAGGAUUUUGGUUAUGGUCAGGGCGAUAAAGAAGGCGAACGCCGAGAAUUUAUUCUAAGUGUGAUGAAUAAACAUUCGCCAAGAAAACACCUUUACGGGAGUUUACCAAGAAAAACAGCAGCAUAUGCGCAGAGUAGAACACAAAAUGUUGGCACUCAAAUUGCAAGCAAGCAUAAAUCCUUUAAUGCUGGGAAGCAGUCACCACCUAGUGAGCAUUUACUUCUAUCCACAUAUGCUCCAGAGUUUAUAGGAUCGCCGACUGGACAACACUUACAAGAGGAUUUAAAUCAAAUGCUGAACCAACUCAUAAGCAAUGAACCCAAUAAGUUAAACAACAAUGUUAGCGCACAGAGCAACGAUGUCAUUGAAAAUAUUACAUCAUUCAAUAUGACAGAUUAUCCGCUGAUGAUGGACCUAAUGGAAAAUCAGAAAGGCCUCUACAACUCCACAUCAAUUCAUAAAGAUUCUGCUUGCGAGUCAGAUAAUCUGUCUACAUUAACGGACGAAUUAUAUUCAUUUAAAAAUUCAUUUGAGUUCCUUGAAUCGACAUCACAUCAGACAUUACCUAAAAUAACUACUAAUGAUUCAAUGUUUUCAUCUGCCACCUGGCAAAAAUUCAUGGAGCUAUGGAAUCGUUCAAUUAACGACGAACGUGUAUUCUGGCAAAAACAGUUACUGGAGAGAACUAAAUUUAAUUAUAAUUAUCACAAUGAUGAAGCAAUCGAUGUAAAAUCUCUUCUAAACGAUGUUAGCCGCUUUCAUACUGAAGAGCUACGUUUAUUGUGGAAACAAAUUUAUGAAAGCUGGGUACCACGUGACUAUCUACAAUACUUUUCGGAUGAAACAAGGAAAGUAUUUGUCAACUUAAAUCUUGUCAUCGAGAAAUUACUGUCCUUCAUUGAGCAAAACAGCAGUGACAGUACCUCACCGAAUCCAAUCAAUCUUCAAAGUGAUUUGAAAUGCAGCCUCACUAAGUAUAUGCACGCUCGUCUAGAAGAUCAGAAACAACCUCAGCAGACAACAAGGUGCACAGGACACAAUUUAAAUCUUGGAUUAAAUAAACGACUGUCAAACUCGUGUAGCUCGAUUGAUAAGAUCAAGAAUGUAGCUGAAGUAUCAAAGACUCAGUCGUCAGUUCAUGAGGAUCACAGAAUAAAUUUCAAUAAAAUGAGAGAAAUAUUAAAAAUGAGUCAUCAACAACUCUUAGAACAAAUUUAUCAUGUGACUGAAAUGGUCGGCGCUGCACUUGAUACAGACAUGGAAGAUGUCAUCAAUGGAGUUGACCUCGCUGGAUCAGAGAAUAAAAAUGAUAAUGGAAGAGGCAAUUUUGAUGCAAGAAGUCCAAUGGCCGCUGAUAUGCUCACGAGUCCAUCAGCUCCAGGUCUGCAAGUUGUCGCCAAACUGCAUAGUGCUAUACUUGACUUAGAAACACGCUUGGAUACAAUGUGUAAUAAUCCAAUAAUUGCUGAGAAUAUAACAAAUUCAAUUGUGGAGUGCAGCUUAAAUCAGGGAAACAAAAAUAUCGUUAACCAUGAAUCAUAUGCGUCUGAUCGUUAUCAAAAGCUGAAUGGAUGUUGUACCACAGACUUACUAGACAUAAUAAUGACCUCAGGAUCGAAUAUACACAAUGCUGAAGGUGCACAAAUCGAUGAUUUACAAAAUACACAACUCAUGAAUGUCACCGGAGAUGAUGUGAAUAUUAAAAAUCAUAUUUCAGAGGGUAUUUCCUCAGUUCCACCAGUUAAGUAGUUUACAGCAGUUGAAAUGAUAUAGACAGGCAACUUGAUGGCAAAAAAAUUUAAAUCAUUAACAGAAACAUUAGAAAAGUUACUAAAGAUUUACUGAACUAGAAAACCUUGCAAACUCAAUAAUACACUACUACUAUUCUCAAACGACUAG